Messenger RNA from Cucurbita moschata (crookneck pumpkin), 2728 nucleotides. RefSeq lists its product as uncharacterized. Bases 1125 to 2468 code for a protein of 447 amino acids. Gene Ontology annotation, biological process: lipid catabolic process. The transcript is spliced from 5 exons. Lineage: Eukaryota; Viridiplantae; Streptophyta; Magnoliopsida; Cucurbitales; Cucurbitaceae. The record is from RefSeq and is a predicted model, not a curated record.
AGACAAAACCAAAUUCAUAGACAAAUUGAUUUGUUUCUCCCUAUUUUUGUUGCUUUUUGAUUGAAUUUGGGAGUCACCAACAAAAUCAUACAGCGAAAUUCAUCAUUGAUCUGUUGUACUUUUCUGUAGAAGCCGCAAUCGAGGUACCUACUUUUUGAAAGGGAACCUAGGAUCGAAGCGACGACGAACAAAUGCCAUGGCCCUUCAAACAAAUUGCCAUCCACCGAGUUCGUUCUAGCGAUCAAUCGGUCCCAGAAGUCCCCAUCAUCGGUAUCAAUCGCUUCAAUAAUACUCGGUCUAAAUUUUAAAUUCCAGUAGGAAAAAUAAUUGUUAAUUAUGAGAAGCUCGUGGAAACUUGGCAUUUAUCAUGGUAGAUGCUUGAUUCCAUUUGUGACAUGGGCUUGACUGGCGUUGGCUGCGGCAGGUAUACUUGCGUUUUCCACUCUCUUUCUCUCUGUUUAUCUGUUGUUUAUUUCCUUCUCUAUUAUUGUUGUUAAUCGAAAUGCAACUCGGCCGAAACCUUUCCCAGCUUGCGAAAAUUUAUCUUCCUUGGAUGUCAUCAUCCCCCCAUCUUUUGUCUGUAUCUUAACUUCAAUUUUUUUAAAUUUUUUUUAUGUAUGAAUGAGCAUUUUAGUGAUGAUUUAGGGUUUCCCAGUUGAUUUUCUGUGAUGGGUUGUUGUGGUGCUUCUCUUUCUUGCAGGCUUUAGGCUGCUGAUUGUUUAAUGGUUUUGUUCUUUCACUUUAUCAUCCCCUUUCAGAUGCUUGCCUUUGUUUGAUUCAUAAAAUUUCUGGUUGUGUAAGGAUUAUCACUCUGGAGUUCGAGAGAAACUCUCGGUGCUCUCUUCAAUAGGUUUCUUUAGUAUAUCUGAAGUUUUUUUUUUGCAAAUUCGAGUGUUCUGGGAAGAAUUGGGAAGAACCCCAGGAAGUUUUAGACCCGGUUCCAGUUGAAUUUCUUCAUUUCUAGUCUUACUGUUAAGAACCCUUCUUUUUUUUUUGUUAACAAUUGUACUGUUUUUGGCAUUCAAAUACAGUUUUUCCUCUUUCUUUUUAAGUUCUUCUCUUGAACUGUCAUUUUUAAAUGUAUUUGAUUCUUAUAACUUCAUGUGUUCCUAGCCUCAUUUUCUAUGUCACUGGCCUGUUGUAUUCCCGUCGCUGAAGGUGUCUACUGUAUAGCAUGUGCUCGUUGGUUGUGGUUGAAAUUUCUCUAUAAUGCUGGCCAUGAAAGUGAAAACUGGAGCCUGGCCACGACUGAGGAAUUUGAACCUAUUCCUCGCUAUUGUCGAUUAAUUCUAUCUGUCUAUGAAGAUGAUCUCCGGAACCCACUUUGGGCUCCUCCAGGUGGCUAUGGCAUUAAUCCUGAUUGGGUACUACUAAGAAAGGAUUAUGAAGGAACUCUUGGUCGUGUUUCCCCAUAUAUGAUUUACGUUGAUCACGAUCACGGUGAUGUUGUCUUGGGAGUUAGAGGACUUAAUUUGGCAAAAGAAAGUGAUUAUGCAGUCUUGCUAGAUAACAAACUUGGGCAGACGAAGUUUUGUGGUGGGUAUGUACACAAUGGCCUUUUGAAGGCAGCUAUAUGGAUUUUUGAUGCAGAGUGUGAGGUUUUAAAGGAACUGGUUGAAAAGAAUCCAGGUUACACUUUGACAUUUGUUGGGCAUUCCCUAGGGGCUGGAGUAGUGGCAUUGUUGACGAUAAUUGCACUGCAGAAACAGGAUAGAUUGGGGAACAUUCAGAGAAAGAGGAUCAGAUGCUUUGCUAUUGCGCCUCCUCGGUGCAUGUCGCUAAAUUUGGCAGUGAGAUAUGCAGACGUGAUCAACUCUGUAGUACUCCAGGAUGAUUUCUUACCUCGGACUACCACAGCUUUGGAAGAUGUAUUCAAAUAUCUUGUCUGCCUACCAUGUUUAUUAUGCGUGAUGUGCUUGAAGGAUACAUGCACAAUGGAGGAGAAGAUGCUUAAAGAUCCAAGACGCCUUUAUGCACCUGGUCGUCUUUAUCACAUUGUUGAGCGAAAACCCUUUAGGAUAGGAAGAUUUCCUCCGGUUGUGAAGACAGCAGUGCCUGUAGAUAAGAGGUUUGAGCAUUUAGUCCUUUCUUGCAAUGCUACUUCAGACCAUGCUAUCAUAUGGAUCGAGAGAGAGUCUCAGAAGGCUCUUGAUAUCAUGUUGGAGAAUGAUAAAGCCUUGGAAAUCCCAGUGCAGCAGAGGAUGCAACGGCAGGCUUCGGUAGAACGAGGACAUGGCGAAGAAUACCAGGCAGCUCUCGAGCGAGCUGCUGCUUUGGAAAUCCCUGAUGUAAACUUACCACCCUCCUACGGAACGUUCAAUGAAUUGGAAGAAGGUGAGAAUUCUAGCCAAUCAAUCGAAGAUGCAUUGGUAUCAUCAUCGACAAAACGAAGGGAUCGAUGGGAUAAGUUCAUAAAUCAGUUUUUCGACGUGGAUCAGUCUGGUAAAAUGGUGUUCAAGAAAUCUUAAGCCUUUCUGAAUUAUGAAUUCUUAGGAGGAAGUAGAAGCUGCAAAGUUUCAUUUUUUUUUUACUGUAAAAAGAAACAGAGAUUUAGUAGAUGCCUCAUUUAUUCCUUGAAUAGCACGGAUAGAGUUUUUUUUUUUUUCCUUUUUCUUGGCUUUGAUUUGCUUUGCUUCAUUUGGUAAGCAAAAGCCUUAGUCUAGAAAUGAUGUUGUGGUAAAAUGGAUUGUUAUCAUUUAUUAUUUUAUAAUAGUGAAUAAGAUGUUGA